ACAAAGCCAAGCCAACGUAAGAAAGCUUCAAAAACAAGACUUUAUCCCUAAAAAACAACCCUCUUACUUGCGAUUUAUCAUUAUCCCUAACAAAGGCAGUCAUGUCGCCAGGUCCCGUUGUUGAGGCUGAGAUUCCGGCCGCCAAGCCUGAAGAAGUCGAGAAGAUCUCUUCCACUAAUGAGGAGAAGCCUCAGCACGAAGAUGAGCCUGUAGUGGAGGAUUUGAAGGAGGAUGAAAAGGAAGACGACGAGGACGAUGACGAUGAGGACGACGACGAUGAUGAGGAGAAGGAAGAUGGGACUCCAGGGGCAAAUGGAAGUUCAAAGCAAAGCAGAAGUGAAAAGAAGAGUCGCAAGGCAAUGUUGAAGCUGGGGAUGAAACCUGUUACUGGUGUUAGCAGGGUUACUAUCAAGAGAACCAAAAAUAUACUAUUUUUCAUCUCAAAACCAGAUGUUUUUAAGAGCCCAAACUCUGAGACAUAUGUAAUUUUUGGAGAAGCUAAGAUUGAGGACUUGAGCUCCCAGCUGCAGACACAGGCUGCCCAACAGUUUAGGAUGCCAGACAUGGCAUCUGUGCUUCCAAAGUCUGAUAUUUCUGGUGCAGCUGCUGCUUCACAGGCAGACGAAGAAGAGGAAGAAGUUGAUGAGACUGGAGUUGAGCCUCGAGACAUUGAACUAGUUAUGACACAAGCAGGAGUGUCAAGGAGCAAGGCAGUUAAGGCUCUCAGGACACACAAUGGAGACAUUGUUAGUGCUAUAAUGGAGCUUACUAAUUAACUUGGUUCUGGUGGCUCCAUGGUUUUUAUCUUUUAAUCUUGUUUUAUGUUAAUGAGUUCUUGGAACAUUUAAUUAAUGUAGUCAGAUUGGGUCACAUAUCAUCAGGUGGCUAAAUUAUUGGUUGUUUCUGUCAAACUUGAUAAUUCUAUUGCAAUGCAGUUUUUCAGAAAAUAUCA
Molecule: messenger RNA, 952 nt
Organism: Jatropha curcas
Lineage: Eukaryota; Viridiplantae; Streptophyta; Magnoliopsida; Malpighiales; Euphorbiaceae
Gene: NACA2
Product: nascent polypeptide-associated complex subunit alpha-like protein 2
Cellular component (GO): nascent polypeptide-associated complex
Source: RefSeq, a predicted model, not a curated record